This is a messenger RNA of Lytechinus variegatus (green sea urchin), 1441 nucleotides long. It is a transcript of the gene fam221a, whose product is annotated as protein FAM221A-like. Lineage: Eukaryota; Metazoa; Echinodermata; Echinoidea; Temnopleuroida; Toxopneustidae. The record is from RefSeq and is a predicted model, not a curated record. The coding region runs from base 77 to 1078 and encodes 333 amino acids. The transcript has 6 exons.
UAUGUUUCCUCGGUAACGAAUGACGCCCUGUUGAAUUAAUUUGCCUUUUUGAACAAUAUUCACGACAAUUUUGAGUAUGGGAGACAGAGGAUAUAAUUUACGGUUUGGACCAGGGGCUGCCGAAUCAGUGGAUCAAUACUUAGAGUACAGAAGGAUUGUUGGUGAUGAUGAUGGAGGCACAUUGUUCACACCGGAGCAGUAUGAGGAGUACAAGAAAAAAGUCAUCCCAACCCGUAUGAAGAAUCGCUUGUUUGUGAGCUGGACAUCGCCCACUGGAAUGGACUGCAAGAUGAUCGGCCCAGAAACAAAGUGUUUUUGCCAGCACAGGUACAAGCAACAUAAGACAGACUUUGAGAAGAUCCCCACAGAGCGGCCCAUUAUGCUGCCUUGCCGGGUCAAAGGUUGCAAGUGUGUCUCCUUCAACUAUGUGCCACUCAACGGCAGUCAGCCAAUCAGAUGUCGGUGUAAGCAUUAUUCCGAUGAUCAUUCUGAAGAACAACACCAUGGAUGUCGAAAACCGGGAUGCCAGUGUGUAGCUUUCAAAAGUUCAUUCACCUGCAGCUGUACGCAGCCGACCUAUGCGCAUGAAACCAUCGUAGAGACUAAGGAAGAGAGACAGGCCAGAGGUCAUCCUGUGGGUCACAAUGUUCCUUACCAAGCCAUGGGAGGACUGACAGGGUUUAGCUCUCUAGCAGAAGGGUACAUGAGACUCGAUGACAGCGGACUUGGUACACCAGAUGAAGCAUUCUUGAAUCAAGCCAUAGGAUCAAGUGAUCAUCCAUUCCUACGCAUGCAUGGACCAACCCUCAAACAGCUCGAAGGCAGGAAUGGUCAAGAAGUGGCCCAGCUGACCGAUGACAUGGCUAACUUUAAGCUAACAGGGACUGAUUCUGAUAUGGAAUACUAUGAGAAGCGAUACCAGCAGAGGUUAAAAGAAGAGCGGAUGAGAGCAAGAGCUGCCCCGAACAUCAAGCCCCCUGCUCGUAGGCAAGCCUUACCUCAGACAAGAUCAGGAUCAUUGAGUGGUGGUAAAACAAAGCCCACUUCUUCAAAAUCUGGGAAGCCUUCUGGGAAAUAGUUCUGAGUGGUAUUUCACUAUAUUAACAAAAACAACAAUGGCUGUUUCCUCCAGAUCUUGAAGACCUGAAGAAGAGGACUAUGGUAGUUCUAUCAUCAUUUUGGAGAUGGCCAAUCUGCAUGGUGUUUCACCAAAACUAGUUGAACCAAUAAAAUGAAUGUCACUCCUUCAAGAGUGGGAAAUUUUGGAAAUCAUCUUCCAGGAUGUGUUUUGAGUAUGAUUUCACCAAACUGCCAGGAUGGCGAGAGGAACUGCCACUUACUCAAGAUUUAUGACACCUGGAAAAAAUUGUUCCAUCAUCACCUAGGAGAUAUCCAUAAUAGGUGGUUUCAGACCGCCUCGAAGUUUGUCAGUUCCAGGUAU